Messenger RNA from Rhizoctonia solani, 1821 nucleotides. Its product is annotated as RNA pseudouridylate synthase domain-containing protein. The transcript is spliced from 13 exons. The record is from RefSeq and is a predicted model, not a curated record. NCBI's taxonomy places the organism in Eukaryota, Fungi, Basidiomycota, Agaricomycetes, Cantharellales, Ceratobasidiaceae. The coding region runs from base 1 to 1821 and encodes 606 amino acids.
AUGAAGGACUUUGAAGCAAAAUCAUUAUCCUCUCGUAUCCUAUCAGCUACUCGCUCGACUGGGUCUGCUAUAACACGUUCAAUCCCACUUCCUGGCCUUUCGGAGGUAAAGGCGCUGCAAAAAAGCUGGUCGAUGGACUUGAGGUUGACUAUCGACGACCAUGCGGCCAAAUGCAAAACAUUAACAUCCAGAAUUGCCUCAAUAUCAAGCAUGCUGGAAAAUCAUUUUCAAGAGGGAGAGGAUGUCACGGAGUUAUCAUAUCUUUACACUAAACUGCAGAUAUGCCAAAGACAACUAUCGCGAAUAGAUUCGAGGCGAGGUCUUUCGGGUGCUCUUCGCGCAACCAGGCAGAUAGAGGUGAUUGAGAGGGUUGAGAAAGAAAUAGGAACAGGGCUGCAGGACUUUCUGUUCUCUAUCAUGCUCCGGCGACUUUCGGCACCGAGGCAGAACUUGACGAUUGAACCAGACGAAACGACUUCCAAAAACCAGUUUUCCUAUCAAACGCAUCACUAUCCGAAAAUAAAACGAUGUCAAAUUAGCGUCGGGACCAUGAUCAGGCGUCGUCGGAUUGAUAGUGUGGUAAAAUCCGUUACAAGAGGAACGUAUCGCAAUCGAAAUAUUUUACUUGUUCAGUACUCCAGUAAGGAGGAACCGCAGAAAGCUGCAGAGAUGUUCUUAGCCUCAGUCAAGACUAUCAUACAAGAGCAACAUCCCAACGUGCUUCACUUCAUGGGAGGAUCUGAAGAUUCGGGUUCCUAUGAAAAUCAUUACAUGGUGUUCGAUGUUGGAACUGUAAUCUCCAGAGAGGCAUUCGUACAGUCGCUGCGCUCAGCACAAAAAGCGUUUAGUUUCUUGGAAGGAGUCAAAGCAGGGAUGAAGUUUUUAUUGGAUUAUGGUGUACAAACAUGGGACGAUAUUCACAUUUCGCAUGAUGGGCGUGCAGUCGUAUGCCCUCCAUAUUGGGACGACCCUGACACCUGGUCGAAAUCCAACCACGAUGUAUUCACGAGCUUAACAGGAACGACUCAUUCACCUGAUUUUCCCUUGACCACGCUUACCGAAAUACUCAACAUGACUGGAUCCCGAUGGUCUGACUUUCAGCUAACCGUUACCACUCACGGAUACGGACUUCGAGACUAUCACCUGAUGCAAAUUGCAGACGAACUCGAGCUCCCAGUCCCUCCUUUUCUUCUUAUUUAUUGUGGACCACUGCCCGACUUUCUUGUCUCCGUCGGUAGUAUUGGGGUACCAGAGUGGAUUAUUACCGGUCAGUCGAGCGAUUGCUUCUCCGGAUCAAUGACGGAUUGGGUUGGAAUUUCAAGCCUUUGGAGUUGUACGGGUUGGGAAGUACUUCAAACUUGUACUUUAGAAUACUGGUCGGUUGGAAAUGGACCACCACACGCCAACGAGGAUCAUGAAGAUUUCUCGUGCGGUGCGACCUUGGAACCGCUAGGUUCCCCCGAUGGGUGGUUAAGUUACGGGUGCUUUGAAUCUUCAGAUUCAUUCGGAAUAUCUUACGAACUGGCUGUGUCCGAUCCUAUGUUAUUUGAAGAAUCAUGGAAGCGAUAUAGCGCCACUAAAAUAUCGAAUAUCAUGCACAUGGCCGAAGACGAACAAUCAAUUCAAGCCGUUCGUCACAUAAGCGUCAACAUACGCUGCAAGUUCCCUAAAAAGCGUGGUCUCCUACCACUAUAUUUCCACCGGCGUCCAUCGUCUCUGUUCAAUGUCGAGCACUACUGGGGGUUCCUCAGCGAUAGCCCAGAUCCGGAUGUACCCCCAUGUAGACUUGUGCGGGACGUUCAAGUUGAAUACUCAGUGUGA